Messenger RNA from Mesorhabditis belari, 843 nucleotides. NCBI's taxonomy places the organism in Eukaryota, Metazoa, Nematoda, Chromadorea, Rhabditida, Rhabditidae. The record is from the annotation of a GenBank genome assembly.
AUGCUGCAUCACUGGUAUCCACAGCCAAGUUUUAACGAAACGGAGCUAAUUCUCGAGAAGCAGCAUCGAUUACUCCAACCGAUCUGGGAUUUUGUCAAGCACGGAAACGAGCCAAUCCUCUCUUCUCCACUUUUUCCUCCAUUUUACGCACUUAGCAUUGACUACACUUUCGUAGCGAUAUUUACCGUUAUCGAUCUUUUCCUUUACGAUGUCCCAUUCUUCAAGAAAUAUAAAAUACAAAAAGAUCGCAAAGUCACUUGGGAUUUGAUGAAGAAAUCGUUCGUUUUGCAGUUCUGGAACCAACUUCUGUGGAUCUAUCCAAUGGCUCUCGUUCAACUCAUCUGGGUUCCACCCACUUUUCUCCCCGAACUUGCUCCAACUCUCUUCGAAUUUCUCACCCAAUUGACCAUCUUCUUUCUCGCUUUUGACUUUACCUACUUCUGGUUUCAUUACACGUUUCAUAAAGUAACAGCUCAACAUUUGCAUCCAUUUGAGCUCUUCUUUGUCGGCACUUUUAUCACAGCCAUUCCAUGGAUCUUCCCGACUCAUUGCUUCACUUACUACACGUGGCUUUUCAUCGCGCAAGCUGUCUCUUAUGAAGUUCAUCUCGGCUACGAUUUCCCAUUUGCUCUUCAUCGCUUCUUGUUCUUCUACUCGGGUGCUCCUGCUCAUGACAUGCAUCAUUUACGACCAUUAACCUGCUUUGAGCCUUGGUUGAACUAUUUGGACAAAUUGAUGGGUUAUCACAUCACUUAUGAAGAUCUGAAGAAAAUGGCCCAAGAGAAAAGCAAAAAAUUCGGUCGUUAUGCGAGAGAGGACGAGCAAGGAUUGGAGAAAAUCAAC